Molecule: messenger RNA, 282 nt
Organism: Caenorhabditis remanei
Lineage: Eukaryota; Metazoa; Nematoda; Chromadorea; Rhabditida; Rhabditidae
Exons: 3
Coding region: 1-282 (93 amino acids)
Source: RefSeq, a predicted model, not a curated record
AUGGAUGUGAGCGGUAGUAUUAACUACACACCCAACCCGAUUGUCAUGAAUUUGUUUCACCCGGAACAAGCUCAAGAAAGCCGGACUCCAAAAUUCUUUGAACCAGCGGCUCUUAACCAGGGUACCACCCAGCCACCUAACCAGUCAUGUGGACCAGAGACUUUCAACUCCAACACUACAACUGAGGCCCCAGCUCUUCCUCGUGCAACCAACGCGCCAUCGGGAACAAACUGCCAUCCGGAAGCCGCCGCCAUGGAGUGGAGCCACUGCGGCGGCAGAUAA